AUGGAUGCUAGCGUGAUCACCAUCGAGGAAUCCAGGUCGGAUGAUAAGUUUCUUUCUGUGUUCCGCGGGGGAGUGAAGUACGGUGCUGGAUUAUACGCAUCCAUUCGCCAAAGAUUGAAUCAACAUAAUUGCAUUUUGCUCGGCGGUUAUUUUCACAGUGGGCUUGUUGAGAAAGCAAUGUUGCUAUUUCAUGAGUUGGAAAGAAAGAGAGAAGAUAUUGAUAUUGAACUUUACACUGUUAUUAUUGACGGAUUGUGCAAAACUUGUCAGCUCGACAAAGCUCAUGCUAUUUUUGAGAAGCUUUCUUUGAUUGGAUUGUUUCCCAAUGUGAUUACAUACCCUACAAUAAUAAAUGGACUAUGUUUAGAAGGGUUGUUAGAUGAAACUAAAGAUAUGCUAAGAAAAACGGAGCACAAUGGUUAUUCGCCAAACAACUGCACUUACAAUGUUAUUAUGCAAGGAUUUCUCAAGUGUGGCAAAAUUAGUGAAAUGAACACUUUUUUGAAGGAAGUGAGUGGAACAGACUUCUCGUUUGAUGCAAGUACUGUAGAGUUACUAAUACACGUUUUAGCAAAGGAUCCUUCUUUGCUUAACAUGACACCACAAUUUCACUCGGGAAGUUAG
Molecule: messenger RNA, 624 nt
Organism: Nicotiana attenuata
Lineage: Eukaryota; Viridiplantae; Streptophyta; Magnoliopsida; Solanales; Solanaceae
Product: putative pentatricopeptide repeat-containing protein At1g12700, mitochondrial
Exons: 2
Coding region: 1-624 (207 amino acids)
Molecular function (GO): protein binding
Source: RefSeq, a predicted model, not a curated record